AAAGUUAUUUAACGGCCGAAGCUUUCGCGAGAACGUUUGUGUUUUGUGUUUUAUCUUCGCUGUGAUUUCGCGCUGUCGCUACCGCUCUCAGCUGGCCACUGGCCCGCACUUUGGAAAGCGUUGACUGUGAAAGGAAAGGUCAUUCAUUCGCGUGAGCAAGCGGCGAGUCACAGUGAGUUGUUGCUGCUCCUGCCGUGGAAAAAUCAAUUCAGGCGGGCGCUCAGGCAGUUCACCUCUGGUGACCACCAGCGAUAAGCCGGAAUCAUGCCCGUGGGAACGUUCGACGCCUGGGAUGCGGCCGUCCUGAUUAGCAUCCUGGUGAUCUCAGCGCUGAUUGGCAUCUACUACCGCUACACGGGCGGCAAGCAGAAGACAACGCAGGAGUACCUGAUGGCCAACCAGAGCAUGACCACCUUUCCGGUGUCCUUCAGCCUGAUGGCCAGCUUCAUGUCCGCCAUCUCGCUGAUGGGAGUCUCCAACGAGUCGUACCAGUUCGGCACCAUGUUCUGUGUGAUAAACAUUGCGUAUUGGAUAAGCACACCCAUCGCCGCCUACAUCUUCCUGCCGGUGUUCUAUCGAAUGCGAACCACCAGUGUUUACGAGUACCUGGAGCGGCGCUUUGGCCAGGCCACGCGGCUGUCCGCCUCGCUGGCCUUCACCAUCCAAAUGAUACUCUACAUGGGCAUUGCCCUAUAUGCCCCGGCUCUGGCGCUGGAGGCUGUGACUGGGAUACCAAGGACGGCAGCCAUUCUGGUUAUAGGACUGGUGUGCACUUUCUACUCCACCCUGGGCGGCUUGAAGGCGGUCCUCAUCACGGAUGUGUUUCAAUCGUUCCUCAUGUUCGCCGCCAUAUACGCGGUGAUAGCAGUGUCGGCGAUUAAGGCCGGAGGUUUUGCCGCCAUCUGGGAGGUGGCCGUAGAGCGUGGACGAGUGGAGUUCGACGACUUUUCGGUGGAUCCCACAGUGAGGCACACCUGGUGGUCGCUCAUCAUUGGCGGCAUGGUCACCUAUCUGUCCCUGUACGGAGUCAACCAGACCCAGAUCCAGCGACUGCUUAGUGUGCGCAAUCUGAAGAGCGCCCAGUCGGCUCUGUGGUGGAAUCUGCCCAUCCUGGGACUCUUGAGCUUUAGCACCAUCUUCAGCGGCCUGGCUAUUUUCUACUAUUAUAGAGACUGUGAUCCCCUGCUGGAGGGGCGCAUCAAGUCGCGCGACCAGCUAAUGCCGCUGUUUGCUGUGGACACGAUGGGUCAAUACCCCGGCCUGUGCGGUCUGUUUGUGUCCGGCAUUUUCUCCGCCAGUCUGUCGACGAUUUCAUCGGCAGUCACCUCUCUCUCGGCCGUGACGCUGGAGGAUUAUCUGAAGCCAAUGUACAAGGCGAUAUUCAAGCGAACGCUCGUUGACUCCCAGUCGACGCUGCCCACCAAGGUGAUGGCCUUCUUUUUUGGCCUGCUCUGCAUUGGAUUGGCCUUUGGAGCUGGAUCCCUGGGCGGCGUCCUGCAGGCCUCGCUCACCAUCUUCGGAGUUGUGGGCGGCCCACUGCUGGCCCUCUUCAGCCUGGGUGUUUGCACGACGCGCACAAACCAGCGGGGCGCUCUUCUGGGCUUCCUGGUGUCCCUAAUCAUCUCCUUCUGGAUAGGUUUCGGUGGACCCAAGCCCAGUCCCAUACCCCUGAGCUUUAGCAUGGCGGGCUGUGAAAAUGCCACGGCUCUGGCUGCCCAAGCCCUCCAGCUGAGUGCAAACAGCAGCCCGGUGGUCAUCGAACCUCACUACUUCUGGCUGUAUCGCCUCUCCUAUAUGUGGAGCUGUGUGAUCGGCUUUAUCGUGGCUGUGCUCGUCGGCUAUGUGAGCAGCAUUGCGCUGGCGCACUUUGGAUGGGCUGAGAACUCGGAAAUCUACUUGGACAAGUAUCAGAAGCAGCUGGACUACGACCUCUUUGCACCUAUUCUGUCGCGUCGCUGGCGGCGGCAGGCGGAGAGGCAAAACCACCUAACAACAACUCAGGAUGAAGCGCUAACCAAACUUACGCAGCAGUAGAAUUAGAAGUUCCUUGAAAUUUUAGAUCUAGAAUUAGUAGAUAUAUUUAUGAAGAGCAAAGAAUUUCCAGGAGGCGUUCUGCUUGUUACGGAUGUCGUACCUAAAAGUGCAUAACAAUGUGACCUUUUUGUAUACCUGUGUGAACGAAGCUGGUCAGAAUCGACCAAAAGAGAGUCUUCCAUAUUUAUAAAGGCAACGAUAAUUAUUACAAGUUCACAAGAAAAUCAUUAAGCAUACCUCGUAGGCAUAGACAAAUUGAAUGUUAUACAUGUAUUUGAUGAGAAUUUGGGGUUUUCCCACUCAGACAAUAAAUUAUUUAGGAAAAGGAAGCAUUGACAGCCACAAUGCCAGACACACAAACACAUAUUAUAGAAUUCUGUAACUGAAUAGCUUAGAUUUAUAAACACAACACUUUUAUUUUUAAUUUUAUUAAACAUUUUUAUAAUAAGUUACAUGAUAUUUUAGCAUUUUUCAUUUCACAUAAUACACAGUUCUCGAGGUCAGGAGGAGGCUUUAAAUAUAAACUACAGUGGGAACUCCUAUUAAUAGUUGCACUGCGCUACAUUGUGAAUUCAUCUAUAUACUAUAGAUAUUGUAUGUUACUAUAUAUAUACGUUGUGCUGUGUGUUGCAAUCAACUAUUGAACAAUAAUAACUAUAAGCAGUAAAAUUUACAUGUGUUUGUAUAAAA
Messenger RNA from Drosophila kikkawai, 2724 nucleotides. RefSeq names its product putative sodium-dependent multivitamin transporter. Gene Ontology annotation, cellular component: membrane. Lineage: Eukaryota; Metazoa; Arthropoda; Insecta; Diptera; Drosophilidae. The record is from RefSeq and is a predicted model, not a curated record. Gene Ontology annotation, molecular function: symporter activity. Gene Ontology annotation, biological process: sodium ion transport; transmembrane transport.